This is a messenger RNA of Tribolium madens (black flour beetle), 1161 nucleotides long. RefSeq names its product motile sperm domain-containing protein 1-like. Gene Ontology annotation, cellular component: cytoplasm. Bases 211 to 834 code for a protein of 207 amino acids. NCBI's taxonomy places the organism in Eukaryota, Metazoa, Arthropoda, Insecta, Coleoptera, Tenebrionidae. The transcript is spliced from 4 exons. The record is from RefSeq and is a predicted model, not a curated record.
AAACGGAAAACAUGGUUUAGUGGCGAAACUGAGGAAAAAAUUAUAUGUAUUACACUGAAGGAAAGUGUGAAAAGAUACACUUUCAGUUUGUAACGGCGCGCGUCGUUACUAUUUGGGGAUUUUCGCUUCACACUAGUGUCAAACUCGGACAGAGGUGUCAAAACACAAAAAAAUAAAUUGCAAAAUAGCUGGAAUUAACAACAACGUAGAAUGAGCCUAAAAGAACGUUCAAUUCCAGUUUUUAUAUACCCGACAGAACUUACAUUUUACACCGGGAGUCAAACCACGCACAAACAACUGUUGACACUUUAUAACCCUUACGAUUUUCCUGUAAAAUAUCAAGUAUAUGCAAAUACGACUGAUAAAUACGGGGUCGUGGACCCCAAGGGCACAAUUGCCCCCCAUUCCUAUGUAGAUCUUUUAGUUAGGCACAAUGCACCAUUUCAAUCAAAUUGCCAUUCUAGAGAUAAAUUUAUGAUUACAAUGCAAGAUGCGACCACAAGCCAAAUAUUAGGCAAGAGAUGCGUGCUUGCAACCCUUUUACCUGGAGAAAAAGACAAUUCUAGUGUUGGUGAUGAUAGCUCUCAUUCCUACACAGCUUGUGAAUCUAGUCCCUCGAGAGAAAGAAGCAGAAGCAAAGAUCCCGAUCCUUCGGUGAAAAAUUACUUUAUAAUUUUAUCUGUGGUAUUCAUCAUAGUGUUAAUACUUCCAACAAAAUGUGAUGAAAAUGAACAGUCCAGCAUACCAGCAUAUUUACAUGUGGGAGUCGCGAUAAAAGUAAUUGUUGCUUAUGUUCUAGGACUCAUAACAAUGGCUUUGUUAAAGCCCUGUUGACAUAUCUAAAAAAUAAAUAAAUAAAUUAUUUAAGGGCAACUAAGUUCUUGACCACUAGUGUAUUUUUUGUUUAGCCUUAUUUGUGUUAUCUUAAGAUCAAUCUAAAUUAUUACCCUUUCUGUGUUGAUUUUUUUAGAUUAUAUUUUUUGUUAUUUUUGUCUGUAAGUGGUAAAUUUUGAGCUUUUAUAUGGAUCCGUGUGGUAAGGUUCGAAUACAUAAUAAUUAUUACUGUUGACAAAAUUAAACUGUUGAGGAAUUUUUCAGUUCCCAGGUUCAGAUUUUAUUAUAUAUUUUAAUACAAAUUUAUAAUAAAAUGACUUAAAAGCA